Messenger RNA from Podarcis lilfordi (Lilford's wall lizard), 315 nucleotides. The record is from the annotation of a GenBank genome assembly. Lineage: Eukaryota; Metazoa; Chordata; Lepidosauria; Squamata; Lacertidae.
AUGCGUUCUCCUCAGCCGUCCAAGGCCCGAAAGGAGGCAAAUCCCCUUGCGAAAUUGACGCGGGUCUUCCAAAGUGUCCUCCGACGAACAGUCAAGGGUUUUUUUUGGGUGGGGGAGGCACAGAACGACGGCCUCCCCGACAUUUCCCCCGUUGCCUGGCGAUGCUUCGAUCCCGAAUUCCCCGCGGCGUUUUUCCGCAUCCAUGCCUUUGCCGCCACAAUUUUCCCAGGCUUUCCGAGUUUUUUCUCCGUCUGGGGGUUCGCCCCCUGUGGCGUGUGCCCCCCAACAACAAAAAAACCCAAACCCCAAAACGUG